CGCGCGCGCGCUGGCUCGUCUCAGCGCGGGACAUCGAUCCUCUUCCGUCCCCCUCACGUGCAGCCAUGCAGCUGAGCGCGCGGGAGUCCUGCCGGUCCCUCCUCCUGUUCUGCGUCCUCCUCCGGAGCUGCCAGACGCACAAGAACGGCUCCACGGAGCGGCUCUUUACGCACGUGAGCGCGCCGGAGCUGCAGAGCAACGCGUCCCUGAACCGAGCGCGGGCUGGCGGGAGAGGAGCGGGAGGAUCCGCGCACGACCGAGCCGAGCAGAGCCAAGUCGGCUGCAGAGAGCUGAGAUCCACAAAGUACAUCUCAGACGGCCACUGCACCAGCAUCAACCCCAUCAAGGAGCUGGUCUGCGCAGGCGAGUGUCUGCCCGCCCAGAUGUUUGAGAACUGGAUCGGCGGAGCUCGCGGUAGGAGGUACUGGGCGCGUCGGAGUGGAAACCACGACUGGCGCUGCGUCAACGACAAGACCCGCACCCAGCGCAUUCAGCUGCAGUGCCAGGACGGCACCAGCAGAACCUACAAAAUCACCGUGGUUACCUCCUGCAGGUGCAAGAGGUACUCGCGGCAGCACAACGAGUCGGGCGGCAAGUUUGAGGAGCCCGCCGCGGGACCGCCAAAGCUUCUGCACAAACACAAGUCCAAGAGCAAAAGAAGGCUGGGCAAGAGCCGGACGAGUGAGAACUGGCACGACACGGAACCAUGAGGGGGGCGGGGGGAGUCUCUGGGGCGUCCAGAGUUUGCUGUUGUGGAUUAUUUCUGAUACAUUCUCACGCCGUCACCCAGACUCUGAACGAGAAGUCUUUCUGACAAUCGAAUCCAUGUUGUAUAGCAAUGUGAAAAAUGGUUUACAGACUGAAGCUCUGUGGAGGUGCUUGGUCCCGUCUGCGCAGUUCCAUCUGCGUGGUGCAGUCUGUGUGAUCCCAUCUGCCCAGUCCCAUCUGCGUGAUCCUGUCUGCAUGGUUCCAUAUACGUGGUCCCAUCUGCGUAGUGCAGUCUGCACGGUCCCAUCUACAAAGUCUCGUCUGCGCAGUCCCGUAUGCAUGGUUCCAUUUAUGUGGUCCAGUCUGCGCAAUCCCAUCUGCACAGUCCCGUCUGCGCAGUCCCGUCUGCGCAGUCCCGUCUGCAUGGUUCCAUAUACGUGGUCCCGUCUGCAUGGUUCCAUUUAUGUGGUCCCAUCUGCACAGUCCCAUCUGCGCAGUCCCAUCUGCAUGGUUCCGUAUACGUGGUCCCGUCUGCAUGGUUCCAUUUACGUGGUCCCAUCUGCGCAGUCCCAUCUGCAUGGUUCCAUAUACGUGGUCCCGUCUGCAUGGUUCCAUUUACGUGGUCCCAUCUGUGCAGUCCCAUCUGCAGGACUUUUUCGUAAAUGCAUUCUGCGUGGUGACAGAGAUCUGCAGCCAACAAGAACCUGCAACACCCCAAACCAAUCCUGUGUAAAUACCUGUACAGAUAUUAAAUGCUGAAGACGGAUCAUGUGGAAAAGAUUUACUUUUGUAAGAUUUAUAGUGUAUGAUGUAAUAUAUUUUCAGAGGAAACACGUCGGAUAUUCAGAUCCAGUUCAUUUAUCAUUCCUGUAACAACUUUAUAUGAAAUAAAUAAAUCUUUUUAUUGCAUAG
Messenger RNA from Oryzias melastigma (Indian medaka), 1620 nucleotides. RefSeq names its product sclerostin domain containing 1a (gene sostdc1a). Gene Ontology annotation, biological process: negative regulation of Wnt signaling pathway; negative regulation of BMP signaling pathway. The record is from RefSeq and is a predicted model, not a curated record. Bases 66 to 710 code for a protein of 214 amino acids. Gene Ontology annotation, molecular function: BMP binding. NCBI's taxonomy places the organism in Eukaryota, Metazoa, Chordata, Actinopteri, Beloniformes, Adrianichthyidae. The transcript has 2 exons.